UUGGACACGAUCUCUCUGGUAGUGUGCGAUGAUUAUACCAAAACCUCACGCCUCGUGUUUUGGGGUAUAAGAUGCCCUCGUGGAGUGUUUUUGGAACCCAAUAACACCAUGCCUCUCUCUCGUCUUCCAGCGCGGUCUUUCAGUGGGACUAGCCAGGGAUCCUCCAGACCAGGCACUCCGCGAGCCCACGACCUUGUUCAAAAGGAACAAUGGCUGCAAGCUGCUCGCGAAAGUACUGAGAAUUUCAAGCUACACGGUUCACCAGUUCCACUUGUUUGGUUCUACACGGAAGAAAAUCGCAUCCCUCCUAAUGCUGUUCCUUUUAGCGAGGACGUCAACGGCUGUCCUCUCUUUAUUGCUCGUGUCCUUCUAGAAGGACGCCUCUAUCUCGGUAAAGCUGCCCACCACCUUAAUGGCGCUGUGGUCUCCUAUGCUGGCAGAGACCGCAUCGUGUCGAAGUACGAGGUUCUUACAUGUGCCUCUAUGAUUCAUUGGGCAUUCCCGAAUAUCGAACCCAACGGCGUUCUUCCUCGGGGCACCGUGGUGCUUGCUCAUCAAUCCAAACAAGAAAAACCAUUUGGACAUGUGCCGGACCCCCACAACCAUGGGGGGCUCUUCAAUACUAGCCUUCGUCCUUGCGACAUCCCACGCUACAUCCCCGACGACCACGACAGAGAGCUUGCCCUGAAACAACUAGCAGAAAUCAAGACUGUUAUUUUGGUCGAUGAUUCUUUGUCGAUGACGGAAGGGAGCCUCUGGGUCCAAGCUAGAGAGGCUCUCGCUGGCAUAAUUGAUAUUGCUAACCAGUAUGGAUCCAAAGGGGUCGAUUUGCAUUUCUUGCAUGGAGAUGCAUACGGUGAAAAUAUAUUGUCUAAACUCGAGGUCGCUAAAUUGUUUGAUGAGGCCCUGCCGGACGGCGAAGAUACUCCGACUGGCGCGAAACUCGCGCAACUCAUCGACUUUUAUUUACCACGUGUCGAGAUGAGGGAAACUCUGCAUCCCCCGAUAACCGUCAUCGUGAUCACGGAUGGCGCGGCGACCGAUCCUGAGGAGCUUGAACACUGCAUCGUCACUGCUGCUCACCGUCUGGACAGCAACGACGUGAAGCCAAAUAUGUUUGGUAUUGCAUUCGUGCAGAUCGGCACAGACCCAGCUGCAGCGGACGCACUCCGUGUUCUGGAUGACAAUCUUGCGGACACGUACAAAAUUAGGGACAUGGUGGAUACCAUGCCGUUCAAUGCUGCUUAUGGCACCUUCGACACAGAGUACAUGCUCAAGAUUCUCCUUGGCGUCCUGCGGAAGACUGUUGACCACCACGAACACCCGGUUGCGUCGGUUGCCCCGCCUUCGUUGCUAUCACCUCUGGCAACAGGAACUGUCCAUAGCUCUCCGCGUAGCCUCCCAUCGACCCUGGUUUCUGGGGGGUUAGCGGGGAGAAGGUCAGGCAGUCCAGGCACUCCAAGCCGCAUGUCCUCCCUUAGAUCCCUCCCAAGAGAGUGAUACAAUUCCAAUCUUGUCGGCAUGUUUCUCGCCCCAAAGCUCAAUUGUAAAGUAAUACUCGCACGCGUCUAAAAAUGCAAUCGUCUUGUACCGUAGUCUGAAUGGAUAGGUGGCAAAAACCAGGUUUCCAUAGCCCGACUAGCUUGUUGUGUUUUUACGUACGUGAAAACGUGGCACUUGCCAAGCCAUUUGAUAAGAACGCAAAUUUGUGAAG
Molecule: messenger RNA, 1714 nt
Organism: Pisolithus orientalis
Lineage: Eukaryota; Fungi; Basidiomycota; Agaricomycetes; Boletales; Pisolithaceae
Exons: 11
Coding region: 109-1500 (463 amino acids)
Source: RefSeq, a predicted model, not a curated record